AUUUCAGAUAUUUGUUCAAUGUUUUGGUAUGUUUAUGCGAGUUUUUCUUUUUACUGUAGCACAUUAUAAUCAAUUAUACGAAGGAAUACAGUUAUUCAAUCUUUUAUGUCUCAGUAUUUAUUCGCAGCAGGCAACUUGUGUCGGUAUACGGCAAAGUUAUUGGACGGAAAUUCGGUACCAAGUUAAAAUAGAUGCCACGUUGUACUGCAUAUAAUUGUACACACAUCACUCGCCGCGCCAAUGCUGGUGACAAUGGGGGGGUAUCAUUAUUCAAGUUCCCCAAAAAAGAAAAGCUUUGCCAGCUGUGGAUUCAAGCCUUGGGAAGAGAUGAUUUGAAUGAGUUUACCAGCAGUCAACUAAAAAGUCUUGGUUUAAGAGUUUGUCAGUUACACUUUAAAAAAGACGACGUCUAUGAAAAAGAAUCUAAGCAUUUUUUGAGGAAGAAUGCUGUUCCAAUAACAACGUCGAAAAAUAGAAAACCGAAACUGAAUGUAAAUGAAAAAAAAGUAACUGAUGAAUUGCCACAAGAAAACUUUGUAGAUGAAACUACUAAAGAAUUGGGACCUGCAACCCCUGUUAAUCCGUUAAGCAGGUUAUCUGUACAGGAGUUGCGGGACUCACUUUGUGGUGUUGAUACAAUAUGGUAUUGUGCUGUACCCAUGUGCAACAAUAAUUCAAGGCAGCAUCCACAUCUUGGGUUCCAUUCACUGAAUUCGAACCAAUUAUCAAAGAUUCCUACGUGCAAUGAAAAACGAGUCAUAUAUGAAUGGAAAUAUUUCUUGGAGGAAACAAUGAAAUUGUGGAAAUUUGAACUAAAAAACCAAAUAAUAACCAGUCAAGAAUAUAAAAUUUGCUCCGUUCAUUUUAAAUCAAGCUUAUUUGACAUUCAACCGGAUUUAAAUAGACCUGGCAAAGACGUUAAACUUAAAAUCUCAGCAUCUCCAUGUUAUGAUCCAGUGUAUUCAAGUUAUGUUCAUGCUAAAAGAAGGCUUGACACAAAGAGGCCUCUGGUCCCGCUAAAAUUUAUCCGGGAAAAUCAAUCCACGUGCCAAGAUUCAACAGCUGCAACUAGUAAUAGUUUGGUGAUACCAUACUCUACUAAUGAAGACUUUUUCCCUCCUUCAAACACUGAGAUGUUUCAACAUUCUGAAGACACUCAGAGUUUAGAGGCUACAUACACAGAACACUUAAAGUUCAUAAAAACUUUAGAUCUACCUCAAAAGCCUUCCUUUAGUACAUUUUGUAAAAUGAAACGAAAAUUAGCAAAAAGCAACGUAGCACCAACUUCUGCUUACACUUCUCAAUCUUCCCUCCAACCUAGUAAGAACUCAGUUGGAAAUACCCAGUUUGUUUUUAUGCCAAAAAAUGGCCAAAUGAAACAUCAACAAUCUUGCCUAAAUUCUUCACACACAUCAUCUUUCAGCAGUGAUUUCCCAAGUAUUAAAAAGUUAAAAUUCGUACAGGCUCACGAAUUACCAAACUAACCUUGGCUUUGAACUUUUAACAUUGCAUGAAGCUUGGUAAUGGUGUGACUUCUUAAAGGAUGGAACUACACAGACCAAGGUUCUUUUCAAUAUAGUUUUAUAUAGAAGUUAUACAGCUUGUUAAUAAAUUUUUAUACAGCUUGUUAAUAAAUUUUUAAUAGGUUCAGAGUUUUUUUUGUUAAAGAUGGUAUUAUUCUGGAGUGAUUUAUAUUUUACAGACAAAAAGUUUGUUCAGCUAGUGAUAAAGUAUUUAUUACUGUGCAAAUUAUUAAAAUAAAUUUAGUUUAUGUU
Messenger RNA from Ciona intestinalis (vase tunicate), 1775 nucleotides. The record is from RefSeq and is a predicted model, not a curated record. NCBI's taxonomy places the organism in Eukaryota, Metazoa, Chordata, Ascidiacea, Phlebobranchia, Cionidae.